UAGUGAUGUGCUACUGUCUAUAUAUUUGUGGGUUUUAAUUAGCUGAAGAUAAUGAAAAGAGAAAAACAAAUAAAAUCAGUUAAGAAUUUGAGUAACCCUAGACAACAUGGCCAAAAGAGUUGGAGAUAUUCUUCUCAUAUCCAUCGAAUUUUGCUUUUAAGUUUAGCCUGUGGUUUCGCUCUCCUCCAUAAUUACCAUGUUUCAACGAUGUUUGAGAACGAUCGACAUUUUUCUCAUUUGUCAACUUUGGAAAGAGAAAUGACAUUUCACAGUGAAAUGGGAAUGUAUUAUUCAUAUUACAAGAGGAUUGUUGAAGCACCCACAUUUCUUGAUGGAUUUAAUCAGAUUACAAAUGAUAACCUGACUGAAUAUCCCUCUGUCAUCAACACAUUGGAGAGGUUCAACCUGCUUCCAGAAUUGGUGAUUGGAGGUUUAUACCGUGGGUUUGCCCAGGUCACAGACAUGCUUGGUAUCGCUACGAAGCAGUGUUGGCAGGUAGAGAGAGGCAAUGGUCUGCCGCCAGUCACCAGCUGUGAGGGUCUGGGAGAUCCGACAUACUUCUACUUGGAGGCAGCCUGGUGUUGCGCCAGCCUCACCACUGCCUUCCUCUUCCUCUACGCUGUUUAUUUGAGUGAAUCGUUACUUGGAGGAAUCAUUGCAGUUGUAUGCUUCUUCUAUAAUCAUGGUGAGUGCACUAGAGUGCAGUGGGCUCCUCCUCUACGCGAGACCUUCGCUUACCCUUUCUGUCUGCUACACAUGAUGGCAGUGACGAUAUUUCUCAACCAGAACCGACACAGCUCGGAGGAAACUGGUUUCAACAGAUAUCAUGCCAUGCAGGUAACCCUGUUGGGCCUCUCUUCGUUGUUGUGUCUGACUCUGUGGCAGUUUUCUCAGUUCUUUCUUGUCACUCAGUUGACAGCUGUACUACUUCUCUACUUGUUGAACAUCACCAGUCGAUUCUCAACGCUCAUAAUCAUUUAUGGACUUGCUAUAGGUGUUAUACAAAGUCUCGUGGUGAUGUUUGGCAAUGAGAUGUUGUUGACUUCUCUACUAACGUGUCUGAUCAUGUCUUCAUCAGUGGCUCUACUGUUUGUUGCGCCAGUGUUGCCAACACGGUGGCAUGUUAGUGUCAGAUCUCUUCUGGUUCUAGUCUUCAUCGCAUCCUUCACACUGCUGAUGAAAACUAGAGUGUUCACUGCUAAUCAAGAUGCUCAUGUAUUGAAUAUAUUGAAGUCAAAGAUCAGCAGCUACAAGGACUUCCACACACUGUUGUACACCUGUGCUGUGGAGUUUGAUGUCCUCGGUUGGGAACCGAUCAUGAAGCUGUUUGAGACGUGGCUGCUACCAGCUGUGUGUCUAGUGCUCUUACUGGUCAGCACACAUUGGGCCCAGCGGGCGUUGGUAUUCAGGUCUUUUAAACAUGUGGAGCCUGAAGUUGCCUAUAAUAUCCUCCAGAUGGCAGCUUUUGCAGUUAUGGCUGUGCUCGUAAUGCGCUUGAAGCUAUUUUUCACUCCUCAUUUGUGUUUGAUUUCAUCGUUAGUUACAUCCAGAAAGUACCUAGACAAAAUACAAACAAAUGAAGUGAGGUAUGCCCUACUGGUCAUCAUUAUUGGAGGAAUGAGUGUUAAAGGCAUACCAAAUAUUUUACAACAAAGAAAUAUCAUUGGAGAGUACUCUAACCCACCAUUGGAGGAACUGCUAACGUGGGUCACUACUCGGACCUCCACCACUGCAGUGUUUGCUGGUCCGAUGCCAGUCAUGUCUGCCAUCAUGUUGUCUACCAAGCGGCCCGUAGUCAACCACCCUCACUACGAGGACGCCAGACUUAGGGAAAGAACACUAAAGGUGUACUCAGCUUUUAGCCGGAGCUCAGCAGACGAUGUGUUCAAAACGCUGUCUUCCAUGAAGGUGGAAUAUCUAGUCAUUUCAGACCACUGGUGCUUCAGAAGAAGCAAGAAUGGGUGUCAUCUGCUAGACCUGUGGGAUGUCCAGGACCCUGUCAGUAAGGACCAGGCUCCUCUGUGUCCCAAACUGUUCAUGGGCUCUCCGCUACCUUUCCAACGAGUGUUUGCCAACGACGUGUUUGUGGUGUUGAGGCUUCAACAGCCCUAUGUUGAACUGAAGGGAAUCAAACAAUACCAGUCCUAGUGAGUCAUUAUAUUCCUACUAGGCAAACAAGUUUUUACAACAAGCAAUUUGUUUACCUGUGAUAUUGUGUAUGACAAUUUGAAUUUUAUAUGUGUAAAGUUAGAUUAUGUUGUACCCUGAGAGAUUAUUUAUUUUUAGUUUUAGCUGUUUAUACUCUUGUAAUGGUCUCAUAGGUGUAAAUAAAUGUAAAAUAAGUUGUUGAUCUGGUUUGAUCAAUUUUUGUAUACUAAGGGAGACUGUUUCUAGUAGGCCUAUCCUGAAACUCAUUUUGUACUGUGCCCUUGAUUAUUUUUUUUAGCUAAAAAUAUCAGCUUCUGUUUGUGAGAUAAAAACUACUGAUUUACAUACGAUUUAUAUCAAUCGAGAGUUUUUGGUGCCUGUAAGUCUGUAUAAGCCACAAUCCUAGGUAUGGUUCCACCACUGUUUCCCUCAAUAUCCUUAGUAAAAGUCUUCUUAUACAAAUAUGAAUGACAAUA
Macrosteles quadrilineatus (aster leafhopper) is the source of this 2624-nucleotide messenger RNA. RefSeq names its product probable C-mannosyltransferase DPY19L1. The record is from RefSeq and is a predicted model, not a curated record. The transcript is spliced from 14 exons. Gene Ontology annotation, cellular component: nuclear inner membrane. Gene Ontology annotation, molecular function: mannosyltransferase activity. Lineage: Eukaryota; Metazoa; Arthropoda; Insecta; Hemiptera; Cicadellidae. Bases 52 to 2148 code for a protein of 698 amino acids.